UAAUAACCCGCCCAGGUCAAGAUAGAGCACUAGUGAGCUGGUGGGACUCAUGGACCUCGGUGGGCUGAAGGAAAUGAGAUUUUUUAUUGGUGUAGAACCCUACCCUAGGGAGAGGUUGUGUCCGAAGACUGCCAGUGUCCUCAGGUGGGGUGAGAUUGCUUCUAGUACCUGAAGGACUCUUGUCCCAGAAGCACAAAUUCCUGGCAUUCUCUGAUGGGACAAGAUGGCAGUUGGGGGCAGGGUAGAGGGUGCAAGCCCCACCUAGGGCAGUAGCCACAGUAGGAAGUGGGGCAGACAGAACCAGGAGCCUGGGAAGGAAGCACCAUGCCAACGGGGACAGUAGCUAGAGCCUGGGUACUGGUUCUUGCUCUGUGGGGAGCCGUAGCUGGUGGUCAGAACAUCACAGCCCGGAUCGGAGAGCCACUUAUGCUGAGCUGUAAGGGGGCCCCUAAGAAGCCAACCCAGAAGCUAGAAUGGAAACUGAACACAGGAAGGACUGAAGCUUGGAAGGUCCUCUCUCCCCAGGGAGACCCCUGGGACAGUGUGGCUCGAAUCCUCCCCAAUGGUUCACUCCUCCUUCCAGCUAUCGGAAUUGUCGAUGAGGGGACUUUCCGGUGUCGGGCAACUAACAGGCUUGGGAAGGAGGUCAAGUCCAACUACCGAGUCCGAGUCUACCAGAUUCCUGGGAAGCCGGAAAUUGUGAAUCCUGCCUCUGAACUCACAGCCAAUGUCCCUAAUAAGGUGGGGACGUGUGUGUCUGAGGGGAGCUACCCUGCAGGGACCCUUAGCUGGCACUUGGAUGGGAAACCUCUGAUUCCUGAUGGCAAAGGGACAGUUGUGAAGGAGGAGACCAGGAGGCACCCUGAGACGGGACUCUUCACGCUUCGGUCAGAGCUCACAGUGACCCCAGCCCAAGGAGGGACCACUCCUACCUAUUCCUGCAGCUUCAGCCUGGGCCUUCCUCGGCACAGACCCCUGAACACAGCCCCCAUCCAGCCCCGAGUCAGGGAGCCCCUGCCUCCAGAGGGCAUUCAGCUGUUGGUUGAGCCUGAAGGUGGAACAGUCGCUCCUGGUGGGACCGUGACCCUGACCUGUGCCAUCUCUGCCCAGCCUCCCCCUCAAAUCCACUGGAUAAAAGAUGGCACACCCCUGCCCCUUGCCCCCAGCCCUGUGCUGCUCCUCCCUGAGGUAGGGCAUGAGGAUGAGGGCAUCUACAGCUGCGUGGCCACCCACCCUAGCCAUGGACCUCAGGAAAGCCCUCCUGUCAACAUCAGGGUCACAGGCUCUGUGGAUGGGUCUGGGCUGGGAACGCUAGCCCUGGCCUUAGGGAUCCUGGGAGGCCUGGGAAUAGCCGCUCUGCUCAUUGGGGCCAUCCUGUGGCGAAAACGACAACCCAGACUCGAGGAGAGGAAGGCCCCAGAAAGCCAGGAGGACGAGGAGGAACGUGCAGAGCUGAAUCAGUCAGAGGAAGCGGAAAUGCCAGAGAAUGGUGCAGGGGGACCUUAAGAGCGCCCAGGCAAACCCUGUCUCCUUCAGCUUCCGACCUCAGCUGUGCUGGCUCCAGACGAGCUCCCCCACUCUACGAUCCCAAUUCAACCUCGAGCCACUUUCUUCUCCAACCAGAGCCCACAUGAUCCAUGCUGAGUAAACACCUGACACAUGUU
Messenger RNA from Rattus norvegicus (Norway rat), 1664 nucleotides. It is a transcript of the gene Ager, whose product is annotated as advanced glycosylation end product-specific receptor. Gene Ontology annotation, biological process: cellular response to glucose stimulus; positive regulation of cell differentiation; learning or memory. NCBI's taxonomy places the organism in Eukaryota, Metazoa, Chordata, Mammalia, Rodentia, Muridae. The record is from RefSeq and is a predicted model, not a curated record. Gene Ontology annotation, molecular function: S100 protein binding. Gene Ontology annotation, cellular component: plasma membrane; cell surface; early endosome.